AAGCAUUCUUAAUGAUCAUAGGCAAGGUAUUCGGCAAGGCAUACUGAGCCUAUCGAAUAGUCUCUCUUAUAACUUUCACAUUUUAACGUCCCAUUGCAUAUCUCGGCCAUAGGAAAAACAUCCUUUUAAUUGCGAGGCCAUUAUCUAUCAUAUGCGAAUUGCUUGACAAUGUUUGACGACACUCGAGAGGUGUCGCAUGGCCGCCAGGAACCAGCGAUUGGUCAAUCGGACUUCCGCCUGUCGGGAAAUGUUGAGAGGAUCUUAAGAAACCCGACAAAUCGGGAUCAUGCUCGUCGUUGGGCAAACAAUCUUCGCUUUUUGACUUUUGAUGAUAGCGACGGGAUUGGAUCUGGAGGCGAUUGCACUUCUCUCACCUCUGUCCAAAAUGAAAAGAGUCCUCUCCGCGGGCAGUGCCAACCUUGUUCCAAGAGAGUCCCUGUUCCAUCUGGCCAUAUGUGCGAAAGCCAUCUACUCAAGAAAACUCCAGAUCGAGAACUCGAGCUUCAUAAAUACGAUGACCCCUGCAUCCAUGUACGCGAGCACUCUUGCGACGAUUGCCAGCAUAUCCCUCUCUUCCCGAAUGAAGGAAAGGUAACCAAAUUUCGAAUCCGAAGGCUGUAUUCAUCGGAAAUUGCAGAUGCGGUGCGAUGCGAUGACUUUGUGGCUGUGUCAUAUUGCUGGUCCAAUGAGAAGGGCAAUGAUGGAACGACGCGGCAUCAGGUAAUUGAGGAAGAUGGAAGGGUCCGAGAUGCUAGGGCAUCGAACGCUACGAUUGAUCGGACCGUAGCUUUCGCCCGAGAGAACGGAUUUCGAAUGAUUUGGAUUGACCAGGAGUGCAUAGAACAGGACAAUUCAGAGGAAAAGGAACUUGCCGUCCAAGCUAUGGACUACGUAUAUCUAAGAGCGCACACGUCAAUUGGACUAUUUCGCGCUCAAUUGCAGCAUAAACAUCUAGAAUGCAUAUCACUUGCGUACGAAUCCCAGAUGAGUCGGUUUCAGAAGCGCCGUGGACGACGGCCGCUCCGAGGCUGUCUCAAAGUUAAUAUUAUGGUCAUGUGCGAGGCCGUUUCUAUGAUUAUUAAUGACAGAUGGAAUACUCGUGCGUGGAUCUUGCAAGAAGCCUUCGCUUCAAGUGGAAAUAUGGUUCUGCUAUUCCCUAGGGCCGAUAACGUCAACGUGCCCUCUUGGCUGUUGAUAUGUCACGAACUUUCUCAGAGUGAGCUUGCCAUGCAACUCGACACCGUUCAGAGCUGUCUACGAAUCUGCGCCCCUAUGAUACAACCAAUGGUCUCGAGCAUUCUGUAUACCAAGGAGAAUGGUGCCAGGAAAUACGGCGCUGGGCGGGAGAAAAGGUUUAAGGACCAGAAUGCCCUCGGAAACGCAGAUGAGAUACGGGAGACAGUAAAAAGGAUUAAUUUCUUUCAUCCUGUCUCGCCAACGCAAUCGGGUAAGCUUUGGAUUAACAACUCAAAGCCCAGACGCACUUGCAACGCUGCAAUGGCGCUGACAUACCUUCAAAUGCGAGACUUGGAACGUGUCGCAGAUAAACUUGCUAUUGUAGCCAAUAUUUGUAAUUAUGACUUCAGAGUCAACACGUCUGAGCUGGAUAAAACCGAAAGCAGGCUUGGGCCAUGUAUCAUGGCACUCGCUCUAGCUAAUGGCGACUUCUCAUUGUUAGUUCCUCAGAUGUACCGCACACCGGAAGAUAUUAAAUUUCCCUCUCAUGACGAUUCGGAGUUUUCGUGGUUGCACAAUCUUGCGCAAAAUCUCCAACACGCACAAUCGACUGACUGGAAUCCGUUUGGACCAACAUCUGGUAGCAAUAACGUCUCCGUGGUCCCUCUUUCCGAGAAAGGACUUUCAUUCGCUGGGUUCUUAUGGGCAGUGGACAGAUUCCUAGAUCUCGCGUCACUGCAAGUGAAGUACGGCGAAUCUUGGCGGGGUCUCCGAAAAGCGAAAGGGCUUUCUCAACCUCCACAGAGAACCAAGCAUCUUGCAACCACACAUCUUCUAUUUGAAACAAUCCAGCACCUAGUCUCCAUCGGCGAAAAAAGCGUGGCAAACUCCAUAUUUAAUUCGACUUCGAAUUGGCGAUGGAACAGUCGCGACAAUUUCCUGCAGAGCGACGUGAUAGAAUCUGUUGAUCAAUUUCCCUCUGGCUUGCAAGUAGAGAAUAGGAAGGGGAUGUUUGCUCUAGAUCCAAGUCCGGAUGGGUGGUAUCAUCAGUGUUGGCUCAUUGACAGAGUCAUGGAUAAAGGUGGAUUUUGGGUUGGACAUGAAACAGAGGACAAUUCUUUUGAUACGGUGGACGAAGCGGCCACCGAUCCCAAGACCGGGGCCGUUGUACAUCAAGUUGAAGACGAUCACGAGAUUUCGAUGAGAGACAAACACGACAGCAAUGACAGCAAGAUGUUAAUAGAAGACGGCAAGACAUAUGCUCCUAAUGACGGAGUAUCGGAUCCUAAUGCUCAGGCCACGGGUGACCAUAAACGCGAAUACUUAUCAGAAGAUGGUCACAGCAAAAAGAUGCGCGUAUACUCAGUACUAGCAAUGAUGUCGGACCUAGUAAUGGAGCAAGAUGUAACGGCUACGAAGCCGACAGAGGGCAUAUCCAAGUGGUCGAACAUCAACCCGCAGUCAAUGGCUCUUUUUGCCCUAUUAGCGAAUCAAGAAACUUCGAAAAAAGAGGAGACCUAUAAUCGGCAGGCUAUCUUCGAUCUCGAUGGGAAUUCCGAAAGGCGGGUCUUUGUACUCAUACCCUUACAAAUGACCCUUGAAUCCAUCCCGAGGCCUGCUAUGCGUAGCAAGAGCGUCUCGUGGAUUGUUGAAAAUCCUAAUGAAGUGACGUUAGAUAAUGAUAAACAAAAAUCAACAGGAGCACCAAGGAGGUUCAGGGUAAAGGGUAUGACGAAAGGAAUGUGGGAGUUUAUGAUAAAUCCCUCCGGGCGUUACGAAAUUAGUUGAAUUUAUUAUAAUGGGGAAGAAAAAAAAAAAGCAAAAAAAAAAAAAGCAAUGACAUUGAGGGGUAGCCAUGGGAGCGUUUUGAUUAGGUGCCUAGGUACCUAGGUACCCUAUAGUAAGCCGAAUUCAUAGGUGUUAUUGUACUGAAUCGCACUGUAAUUAUACGACCGAGUACCCUGAGGCCUAUUCUAACAUCGUUCUCAAUUUGCCCUUAUACCCAACUAUGACCAAUAGCGAUGAAGUUAUCGAUGAAAAUGGUCACACCGACAUUGAUGAAGACGAUGAUGCGGCAAGACAGCAGAUCACAGAGAUUAUAUCUUUU
This is a messenger RNA of Hypoxylon trugodes, 3283 nucleotides long. RefSeq names its product heterokaryon incompatibility protein-domain-containing protein. The transcript is spliced from 3 exons. The record is from RefSeq and is a predicted model, not a curated record. NCBI's taxonomy places the organism in Eukaryota, Fungi, Ascomycota, Sordariomycetes, Xylariales, Hypoxylaceae. The coding region runs from base 169 to 2964 and encodes 931 amino acids.